Molecule: messenger RNA, 2703 nt
Organism: Lepisosteus oculatus (spotted gar)
Lineage: Eukaryota; Metazoa; Chordata; Actinopteri; Semionotiformes; Lepisosteidae
Gene: qars1
Product: glutaminyl-tRNA synthetase 1
Biological process (GO): glutaminyl-tRNA aminoacylation; translation
Cellular component (GO): aminoacyl-tRNA synthetase multienzyme complex; cytoplasm; cytosol
Molecular function (GO): glutamine-tRNA ligase activity; ATP binding
Source: RefSeq, a predicted model, not a curated record
GGGAAGAAAACCGGAACUCAAUGAUUCAAGCUAGGAUUGGCUAGAAUCGGCCAACCCUGGGCAGUGAUUGGUCAAGGCUCGUCUCUGCACCUCCCCUCGGUGGAGGAAGUCAGGACCAGAAAGAGGCAUGUGUCUGAGACCGGCGUAAAGAUGGCGGACUUGGUAACUCUUUUCACUGAGAUCGGGCUCAGUGAACAGAAAGCGAAAGAAACCCUGAAAAAUGAAGCUCUCAGCUCGACCCUCAAGGAGGCGAUUACCCUGGCUCGGGGCGUGGCGGGACUGGCGGGCGUGGACAGACCCACGGGGACCCUGCUGUACAGCCUGGCCUCUCGGCUCCGCGACGCGCGCCGCCUGGCCUUCCUGACCGAGCACAUCGCCCUCCGCAGGAUCAGCACGGAGCUGCAGCUCUCGGCCGCGCUGGAGUACGUGAAGAGCCACCCGGAGGACCCCAUCGCCGCCCAGGACUUCCAGGAGGCGUGCGGGGUGGGCGUGGUCAUCACCCCCGAGCAGAUCGAGGACGCGGUGGAGGCUGUGAUCCUGAAGCACAAGGAGCAGCUGGUGAAGGAGAGAUACCGCUUCAACAUGGGCCUGCUGAUGGGGGAGGCCCGCACUCGGCUGAAAUGGGCUGAUGGGAAGAUCAUCAAGAACGAGGUGGACAUGCAGGUCCUCCACCUCCUGGGGCCGAAGACGGAGGCCGACCUGGAGAAGAAGUCCAAGGUCCCGAAGCCCCGAGCGCCGGAGCAGGACCGGAAGGAGGAGUCGGCAGGGAACGGCGCGGUGAAGCUGGAGGGCAGGUCCCUGAUGGAGCAGCUCCGAGGAGAGGCUCUGAAGUUCCACAGGCCGGGCGAGAACUACAAGACGGAGGGGUACGUGAUGACCCCUCACACCAUGAGGCUGCUCAAGGAGCACCUGGAGAUCACCGGGGGGCAGGUCCGAACCCGGUUCCCCCCUGAGCCCAACGGCAUCCUGCACAUCGGCCACGCCAAGGCCAUCAACUUCAACUUCGGAUACGCCAAGGCCAAUGGCGGGAUCUGCUUCCUGCGGUACGACGACACGAACCCGGAGAAGGAGGAGGAGAAGUACUUCACUGGCAUCAGGGACAUGGUGGAGUGGCUGGGGUACAAGCCCUACGCGGUCACCCACGCAUCCGACUACUUCCAGCAGCUGUACGACUGGGCGGUGGAGCUCAUCAGGAGGGGCCACGCCUAUGUGUGCCACCAGCGGGGGGAGGAGAUCAAGGGCCACAGCCCCCCACCCUCGCCGUGGCGGGACCGUCCCGCGGAGGAGUCGCUGGUGCUGUUCGAGAGGAUGAAGAAGGGGGUCUUCGCCGAGGGGGAGGCCACGCUGAGGAUGAAGAUGGUGAUGGAGGAUGGCAAGAUGGACCCUGUGGCCUACCGCAUCAAAUACACCCCCCACCACCGCAGCGGGGACCAGUGGUGCAUCUACCCCACCUACGACUACACCCACUGCCUGUGCGACUCCAUCGAGCACAUCACCCACUCCCUCUGCACCAAGGAGUUCCAGGCCAGGCGCUCCUCCUACUUCUGGCUGUGCAACGUGCUGGACGUGUACUGCCCCGUGCAGUGGGAGUACGGCCGCCUCAACCUCACCUACACCGUGGUGUCCAAGAGGAAGAUCAUCAGGCUGGUGGAGACGGGAGCUGUCAGGGACUGGGACGACCCUCGUCUCUUCACGCUGACUGCUCUGAGGAGGAGGGGAUUCCCACCCGAGGCCAUCAACAACUUCUGUGCUCGGGUGGGCGUGACGGUGGCCCAGACGACGAUGGAGCCGCACCUGCUGGAGGCGUGCGCUCGGGAGGUCCUGAACGACUGCGCCCCCCGGGUCAUGGCCGUCCUCGAGCCCCUCCGCGUCACCAUCACCAACCUGCCGCCCGACACACAGGUGGAAGUCCGUGUUCCCAAUUUCCCGGCGGAUGAGUCUCUGGGCAGCCACAGCGUGCCCUUCUCCAGCACCGUGUUCAUCGAGCGCAGUGACUUCCGCGAGGUGAUGGAGAAGGGCUACAAGCGCCUGACCCCCGAGCAGCCUGUGGGCCUGAGGCAUGCUGGGUACAUCAUCUCCGUGCAGCAGGUCAUCAAGGACGCCAGUGGCUCAGUGGUGGAGCUGGAGGUCACCUGCACUAAGACCGAUGCAGCAGAGAAGCCCAAGGCCUUCAUCCACUGGGUCAGCGAGCCCCUGCCCUGCGAGAUCCGGCUCUACGACCGCCUCUUCCUGCACAAAAACCCUGAGGACACCUCGGAGGUACCAGCCGGCUUCCUGAGUGACGUCAACCCCAACUCUCUGCAGGUGAUCAGCAACGCCUUGGUGGACCGCUCGGUGGGCGGGGCCAAAGUCUUUGACAAGUUCCAGUUUGAGCGCGUUGGGUACUUCUCAGUGGACCCCGACAGUGCGCCAGGGAAGCUGGUGUUCAACAGGACAGUCACUCUGAAGGAGGAUCCAGGGAAAAUCUAAUUGGAGGUCUGUCCAGCUGCGGAGCAGGACAUUCUAUAUCCCAGAAUCCCCCUUGGCAGCCGCUCGAGGCCAGGGGUAGAGAGGGGGCUGCGUCUGUGGUGUUGGGGUGGGGCAGGUGAAGCCAAACUGUCUCCCGUCUUCUCCUCGACUUCCUGCCAGGAGUGUGAAGCUUUUCUACCGCGUGAACGCCAGGAAUGUGACCGCUCUUUGAAAUAAAAACGUUUGCUAAACCGA